AUGGCUCAGCACUGCCUUUGGAUCUUGCUCCUUUGCCUGCAAACCUGGCCAGAAGCAGCUGGAAGAGAUGCAGACUUCCUCACUGUGAAUGGGAUUCUGGGGGAGUCUGUCACUUUCCCCUUAAAUAUCGACAAGCCACAAGAAGUCAAAAGCAUCGCUUGGACUUCUCGAACGUCUGUUGCUGUUGUAACACCAGGAGACUCAGGAACAGCACCCGGAGUUUUGGUGACCCACAGAAAUUAUUACAAACGUAUACAUGUCUUAGGUCCAAACUACAACCUGGUCAUUAGCGAUCUGAGGAUGGAAGAUGUAGGAGACUACAAAGCAGACAUAAACACAGAGACCUAUCCCAGCACUAUCACCAAGCACUACAACCUGCAAGUCUAUCACCGGCUUGGGAAACCAAAAAUCACACCGAGUUUAAUGACAUUGGUGAACAGCACCUGUAAUGUCACACUGACAUGCUCAGUGGAGAAAGAAGAAAAGAAUGUGACAUACAGUUGGAGUCCCUUGGGAGAAGAAGGGAAUGUCCUUCAAAUCUUCCAGGCUCCUGAAGACCAAGAGCUGACUUACACAUGUACAGCCCAGAACCCUGUCAGCAACAAUUCUGGCUCCAUCUCUGCCCAGCAGCUCUGUGCAGACAUCACGAUGGGCUCCCGUACCCGCCACACCAAGUUGCUGAGUGUGCUGGUGACACUCUUUCUGCUUGUUCUCAUUCUAUCUGCAGUGUUUUUGUGCCGUUUGUACAAGAGAAGACAAGGUAGGAUUUUCUCAGAAGGUUCCUAUUUGAAGACCUUCAGUAAGAGCCCUGAUGCUGUCUCAAAGACAACAAUAUACACGUACGUCACGGUUUCAAGAGAUGUCCAGUCAGCAGAGACCAGAAUCUAUGAUGAAAUCCCCCAGGCCAAGGUGCCCCCCUCCAAGGAAGAGCUAGAAAACACAGUUUAUUCCAUGGUGCAGAUCUCUGACAAGAUGGGGAAAACCAGCAAGCAGGACAGCAAGCCUCCUGGGACUUCAAGCUAUGAGACUGUGAUCUAG
Carlito syrichta (Philippine tarsier) is the source of this 1038-nucleotide messenger RNA. It is a transcript of the gene CD84, whose product is annotated as CD84 molecule. The transcript has 8 exons. The coding region runs from base 1 to 1038 and encodes 345 amino acids. Gene Ontology annotation, biological process: T cell activation; positive regulation of monocyte chemotactic protein-1 production; regulation of macrophage activation. NCBI's taxonomy places the organism in Eukaryota, Metazoa, Chordata, Mammalia, Primates, Tarsiidae. The record is from RefSeq and is a predicted model, not a curated record. Gene Ontology annotation, cellular component: external side of plasma membrane.